AAUUGGAGAAUCAGAAUCUCAUUUGGUAGUCUAAUAUCUCUGUGGGACGGACUACUCAGAAAAACAAAACAAAACAAAAAACAAAAAUAAAAUGUCUUCGUCGAGGUCUCAGAGAUCCACCACCACCAUCUUCCCUUUCCGAUCAAGAAAACCACCAGUUCCGGUGGCUGCUACUCCGCCUUCUUCUUCAAAAUCUGCUGGUGCUCGUCCUACAACUCCUUCUUCUACUUCUUCUUCUCGUCCACCACAUAAACUCUCACCAUCUCCUUCUGAAAUCAGUAAGCCGAAGGAAAACGUCACUGUCACUGUUAGGUUUCGACCUCUCAGUGCUAGAGAAGUAAAGAAAGGGGAUGAGAUUGCUUGGUAUGCUGAUGGAGAUUACACUGUUAGAAAUGAGUACAAUACUUCAAUUGCUUAUGCCUUUGAUAGGGUAUUUGGUCCAGCAACAACUACACGCCAAGUUUAUGAUAUAUCCGCCCAGCAAAUUGUCAGUGGCGCCAUGGAAGGAAUUAACGGCGCAGUAUUUGCUUAUGGUGUUACUAGUAGUGGAAAGACUCAUACGAUGCAUGGAGAACAAAAAUCACCUGGAAUCAUUCCAUUAGCAGUGAAGGAUGUCUUUGGGAUUAUACAAGAGACACCUGGGAGGGAGUUUCUUCUUCGUGUUUCGUAUCUGGAGAUAUACAAUGAGGUUAUUAACGACUUGCUUGAUCCAACUGGGCAGAACCUACGAAUACGAGAAGAUGCUCAGGGAACUUAUGUAGAAGGAAUGAAAGAAGAAGUUGUUUUGUCGCCUGCACAUGCUCUUUCUUUGAUAGCAUCUGGUGAAGAGCAUAGACACGUCGGUUCUAAUAAUUAUAAUUUACUUAGCAGUCGGAGCCACACUAUCUUCACGUUGACAAUCGAAAGCAGUUCGCGAGGUGAUAAUCACAUGGAGGAAGAUGUAGCUUUAUCCCAAUUGAAUUUAAUUGAUCUUGCAGGGUCUGAAAGUUCUAAAGCUGAAACGAUUGGGCUGCGUAGAAAAGAAGGUUCAUACAUAAAUAAAAGCUUGCUUACACUUGGCACUGUGAUAUCCAAACUAACUGAUGCCAAAUCUACACAUAUUCCAUAUCGAGAUUCUAAACUGACACGUGUGUUGCAGUCCUCUCUUAGUGGUCAUGGACGGGUUUCACUUAUUUGUACUGUCACUCCUGCCUCAAGCAAUACCGAGGAGACACACAACACACUUAAAUUUGCCCAUCGUAGCAAGCAUGUGGAAAUUAAAGCUUCUCAAAAUAAGAUACUGGAUGAGAAAUCUGUAAUUAAAAAGUAUCAGAAGGAAAUUACUAGUUUAAAAGAAGAGCUGCAGCACUUGAAGCAGGGAGCAACGGAGAAACCUUAUGCUGUUGCUUCCAACCCGGAAGAUCUUGUUAGUCUGAAGCUUCAGACCGAAGCUGGUCAAGUUAAAUUGCAGUCACGAUUAGAAGAGGAGGAGCAAGCUAAGGCAGCUUUAAUGGGGAGAAUUCAACGGCUGACAAAGCUAAUCUUGGUUUCCACAAAAAACACUUUAUCAUCAAGUACCCCUCAAAAGACGGGUUAUAGACAAAGACACUCCUUGGGAGAAGACGAGCUAAUAUAUUUGCCGGAUAAAAAACGAGAGUACAUUAUUGACGAUGAUGCCACUAGUAUGGAUUCAGAAUUUUCAGCAGAAGCAAGGUAUGAUGCCAACAAUGUCGAUGAGUUGGUCAAACGUGAUAAGAAGAGCAAAAGGCAUGGGAUGCUUGGAUGGUUUAAACAGCGGAAGCCGGAGAACCUUUCUGGAUUAUCAUCUAGUGAAAGCUCCGUUGGUGGCUCACCAGCAACGUCUUCGAAGUCAUCACAACAUAAAGUAUUAGUGACUGACAUGAGGGAUGGACAGAGAAUGUCUGUUGGCAGAAGAGGGGAUGAUCCUUCGGUAGCAGACACAUUUCGUGAAAGAAACCAAGCGGGUGACUUGUUUAGUGCAACUGUACCAUCGACUGGAACUACAAUUACAGAUCAAAUGGAUCUACUCCGCGAGCAGGUAAAAACGUUAGCAGGGGAGCUAGCCUUGUGUAUCAGUUCUUCUAGAAGGUUGUCAGAGCAAGCAGCUAGUGACCCCGAAGAUUUGCAUCUUCAGGACCAAUUGCGGAAGCUUAAGAAUGAAAUCAGUGAGAAGCAGGGCCAUAUGCAUGAACUUGAACAACUGAUGCUUGGGUCUAUUGAGUCUACACCACGUGCAUCAAAUAACAUUGAGAUGUCUCAGGCACUGUCAAAAUUUGCUACUCAACUAAAUGAAAAGACAUUCGAUCUUGAGAUUAAAUCAGCAGAUAACCGAAUACUUCAAGAACAGUUGCAGAUGAAGAUGUCUGAGAAUGCUGAGAUGCAGGAAACCGUGCUUCUGCUAAGACAACAGCUUGAUUCUUUGUUAGUUAACAACUCUGGCCAGGCAGGUAAUCUGGUUGCAUCCACGAAUUGUUCCUCAGAGCAGUCUCGAGAAAAUAGAGAAUCAAAAGUUGAAAUUGGUUCAUAUGAAGAAGGCUCAAGUAGGUGCAAGUGCAAUACUGAUAAGUCUUUGAGUUCUCAAGUCCUCAAGCAAGAUGCUGAAAUAAAGAAUCUUAAGCAAGAUAAUGCGAAGCUUACUGAAGAAAGGGAUGGAUUUGCAACGGACAACCAAAAUCUGGCCGAGGAAGCCUCAUAUGCCAAGGAGUUGGCUUCAGCAGCUGCUAUUGAGCUUAGAAAUUUGGCAGAAGAAGUAACUAAACUUUCCUAUGAGAACGCAAAAUUGACUGGCGAAUUGGCUGCAGCAAAAGAAUCAGCUUACUGUAGAGCUAAUGCAUUAUCGAGAAAUCCAGAGGAUGGGAUGUUAAUUGAGGAGUUGCAGAACGAGCUUAUUGCGAGAUACCAAAGAGAAGCUUCUUUGGAGGCUGCUUUAUCUGAGAGAAUCAGAAGAGAAAGCGAGCUGGAGAAAAGAUUGGAUGAAGCAAAGCAACAUGAAGAAGAUUUAGAAAAUGAACUUUCAAACAUGUGGUUGCUUAUCGCAAAAAUGAGGAAAACUAGCAUUGAUCCUGAAGAUUCGUACCUGGAGGGGGAACAAAAAAUAAAUGUUCCCCUCAAAAGCGCACAAAACGAAUACCCUUCCUCAAAUCAUGCCCGAAAUGGAACUUCCGAACCUGGCGUAAGUUGUGGCUACAUGGAGGAAUUAAGUACAUUGGAAGAAACAAGAGCUGGCUAUGAAACAGAAAAGAGAAGGUGUAGAGAGCUAGAAAGCAUUAUUUCCAAAUUAAAGGGCCAAGAUCUCAAUGGCCUAGAUAUUGCUGCUCUUGAAGAACUUCAGGACCUUCAUGUUGAGGCAAUCACAAAGAUUUGUCAUGCGAAGUGUGCAAAUCAUGUCUUAUAGCAUUUCAAGGUUACACUACACCACCAACACUUAGAGGAAUAAGGGUUUUGGGAGGUUUGAUGAGCAACUGUACAGUCAUGCAUGUAUAAAGCUAACCAGAAUAAUCCACCAACUAAAUCGGUUAACUCGGUUCAGUAGUACCUAACUCCUUUUCAUCUCUCUCAAUUAGGGGCAAAACACCAAAACAACAUGUACUGACAUUUUUUAUUUUCAUUCAUUUAUUUAUUUUUGCUACUAUAUGUAAUCAACAUAAUUCUACAAUGUCUGACAAUUAUUUGCACAUGUACAACUUUUUAUGUAAAGCAGAACAACAAAAGCUCAUGUCCCCAUUUUUACACUGUCCUCCUAUGUGAGAGAGCUGCUCCA
This is a messenger RNA of Papaver somniferum (opium poppy), 3760 nucleotides long. Its product is annotated as kinesin-like protein KIN-7E, chloroplastic. The record is from RefSeq and is a predicted model, not a curated record. Bases 92 to 3394 code for a protein of 1100 amino acids. Lineage: Eukaryota; Viridiplantae; Streptophyta; Magnoliopsida; Ranunculales; Papaveraceae. The transcript is spliced from 26 exons. Gene Ontology annotation, molecular function: ATP binding; microtubule motor activity; microtubule binding. Gene Ontology annotation, biological process: microtubule-based movement.